CAGCAGGAGCGCACGAGAGGAGCGCGAAACCACUGGACUCUUUAAGAAAGAUUCUUCCUUAAUUCACAGAUUGAAGUUGAUGCUUCCUCUGUGAAGGAAACGAGACUGGUCCGCUGUUGAUGUUACGAUGAUCGAUCUGUGGAGUUGUUGGACUCUACAGAAGAUUCGAUGAUUCUUCGGAGCGAGACCAGAUGAGACCUGCGAGCACUGGACCCUUCCUGAGAUGUGCAGCUGACCUCUGACCCUCGCACCAUGGACGUCCGUCUGCAGGCCAACCCUCAGCUCCACUACGCAGUCAACGGGGGGGCCGGCCGAAACCCCAGGUUUGGUGAAGACGAUGCUCUGAAGUUUCUGAGCCAAGAGGAACAGGAGUGCAUCCAGUUCUUCGAGGACACCAUCGACUCUUUGGAGGAGGGUCUGAGCGAGGACGACCAGAGGUCCGGGCAGAUGAAGCCUGCCGCAAGCAGCAGCGGUCCUGUCGAAGAGAUGGACAGAUGCCUAACCUCGAGCCCCAAACCUGCGGUCACUGUGUCUUCCCUCGUGGCCAGACCUCUCAGUCCCAAAGACCAGGAUAUUAUAGACCUGGUCCGCCCAGAGCCGGACUUGGUGAUGACGAAAGAGCCAAUCUUUAAUCCCACCACUCCAGAUUUUCAGAGUAUGUUGCCGACCCCUGAAAGCCACUUCGAGAUAAAGCCGUGGCGUGAUUCGAUGGACAGCUUGCCUUCAGAGUACAACCCUCCCUUACCAAGUGGCAGCUUUGGGCCGACAGACAGCCACUCCUCCUACCACCCUCCAGGCUGUAUUCCCACUCCGGUCCUGAUUGCCCAGAAGAUAGCUGAGAACCAGGCAGGUGGAACCUCCACCUUGCUUCCCUCCUCACUCCUCCACCGCCGCAGCCUCGACAAUGAAAACCCACCGAGCUACAGCGCAGAUCCUCCCGUGAAACAGGGUCCUCCUACCUCUGCUAAGCCGCCCCGCUUCCCUGCUAACAUCAGCAUGAUACUCGGCAGCAAGGAGCACCAGAACCAGUCUCUGGCUAAUGUGAACAUCCACGAGAGACGGGCACAAAUGCUGGCAAACCUCACAGGGACACCCCACCCUCUGCUGCAGGAAGAUCCUCAGCAGGCUGCGGAGCAGAAGGCUCGAAAUAUUCCCACUCGCAGCAUUUCCUUCAGGGACCCAACACCUGACAAAUCCAGGAUGGAGGCCUUGUCUAAGUUGGGCCUAAACAGGAACCGAGCCAUGUCUGGGUGUCCGUCGCUCCUUCCUAACAGCACCAUGCUGGAUCCUCUUGCGGGUGCAGAAACCAGUGCCAAACCUCUUGAAGCCAGUGUUCCCCCAACAACAGAUACCAGCACCAAAAUGCCAGAAGCCAAUGUUACAACAUCACCUCUGAGCCAGAGUCACAGCGACAAAAAAGCAGAGAUUCUGCUGACAAAUUCCCUCAGGAGCCAGGAACACAGAAACCCCCAGCCGAGCCCCUCACCUCCAGCAGUGACACAAAGCAGUUACAACCCACCUCCUUUGGAAAACAAGGCAUCUGUCCCCCCUCCACCUGAACUCACCUUGCUGGAAUUUAACAGCUACGGAGGGAAAUCUCUCGUGGUCAACCCCUCUCUUUCCUCCAGGAGCGAACCUGAAACCCAUCCAACCAGCCAUGAAUCCAAAAUCCUCCCACCUGCACUGGGUAACCCCAGCGAGUUCAACACCUACGGGGGAAAGACCAAAGUUAUGACCCCUGUUUCCGUAACCGUGAAGAGGAACGACCUUCCUGACAUCCUCAGCUCCCAUAUCAACAAGAGUCAAACCUUGCCCGCCAAAUCAGAGCCGCUGCCCAUUGAACUUAACAGUUAUGGAGGAAAGAGCCGAACCAUCAACCCUUCCGUCGGGUUAAAUCGCCCUUCAGAAAGCUCAGCAAAGAGUUUCAAAGCUCCAGUGCCGACCCCGGCCCCAAGACCUCCUCGUCACUCCUACCAUGGCGCCAUUACUCCCCCGAAAGCAGCACAACGAGCCUUGUCCCCUGAUCAUAAGCGGAAGUCUGCCUCCAUGUUUCGUCCCCAGGGCAUCACCGUGCAGUUUUCUGGACGGGGGGCGACGAACGAAUCGCGCAGGGAGGCGCUGAAGAAACUGGGGCUGCUGAAAGACUCUUGAAAAACUUUGUCGAACCUGAAUCUCUGGUGCGUACCUGCUGGUGUGGGUGGUAUUCUGGAAGUUUCUCCAUGUGUAUCUGAGCUCGAGGCGUGGUUGGAGAGAGGCAUACUUUUACAGAGGAAUGAAGCCGGAUCCUGUGAUAGACCUGCACAGCCAGUUCUCAAUUCCUGGCCAUAAAGAAAAACUGACAAACAAGUAUGGCACUGUGCAGCUGCUGCACACUCAACACUGUUUUGACGACAAAAGUCUUAACAGAUAAAACUGCAAACUGCUUCCUUUUGCCUCUGACCCAAGACAUCAUAUGCCUCUUUUGGGACAAUCUGAUGCUGUAAAGAGAAACAUCACAAAAGAGGCUGAUAGUGAACAGCUAGAUUUAUUUUAAAACUGGGCCCCACUUCUGAAAAUCAUCUUAUUGUCAACAGACCCAACGAAAAGACCUGAAACCGACAACGUGUUAGUGUGAGGCAUUCAGCUCCAAGCCACGAAUGAACCAAUUAUACUGAGGAUGUAAAUCCUAAAAAGCACAACUCAAAAAAUUCCUUAUUCAUUUCCUUAAAGAACUGGGGACUUUAGUUUUUAAAGAACCGUCACUCUGACUGGAGGAAAUAGUGCAUAUGUUGGGGACUAUUUUCAGCGGUGGAUUAAUACACAUGUGAUACUAUAGAGAGUUUUUCCAGGAGCAGGAUUGAGUCAAAAUAAAGUACAAUGGGACUUUGCCUUAAGAUGCUCUUUGGAAAGGGGCCCAUAAUAUAAGUUUUAUAUAAUAUUUCCAUGUCAACAAUAAGGCUGGAUCCUCAGUUGGGCAAAGCUGGCAUUUGUUUUUUUGAGGACUUAUGUUGUUUCAAAAUGUAGUUUUAAUACCAUUAUUACAUCAGAUUUUAAUUGAAUUUGUUCUUAAUCAAAGUCACAAAAACUAACUGACACCCUGCAAACUUGGGGCAUGUUUGUAGUCCAUAAUAGGAUUGUUAAUGGGAGCUCUGGGGAAUGUAUGGCAUAUAUAUGAUCAGGGAAACCGGGGGGGGGGGGGGGGGGGCAGAGAGCUCAGUUUAGCCGCAGGGUUAGCAGGUUAUUCAGGCUGCAAAUUGUAUUUUACGUCGUUAAAAAUUAGAGAAGAAAAAAAAGAAAAUUGAAAACAACAAACCCUCACCACUUACUGAGAAAACACCUCCUGACCAUUGUUUCUAUAUUUCUAUAUUUAUAUUUCUAUAAAAGUAUAUCUCUUGUUUUACGGUGUCACCUCCCCUCUCAUAAGUGAAAUUAUUUUUCAUACCCAGGCUGUGAAGUGUUUAUCACCUCUGUUACAUGGGAACCUUCUUCUCUGUUUUCACUGGUUUUUGGGCAUUUUUAGUCAGCAGGGAGUGUGGGUCAUUUUUUUUUCUGCUUUCUGGGGCGAGAACAAAGUUGAAAGCACUUUUCUCAAGAGGAAUUUUAUUACGUCUGACAUAUUGUGACAGUUAUAAAGAGGCUUGUGUUGGCGUCCCGGACUAAUGAUGGUGCAGGAGUCGGGGGGGGGGGGGGGGGGGGGGUAAAGCCGAGUUGAGCUGGAGGAUAUUUUUACUCCGCGGACAAAACCUCCCACGCCAAACCACAGACUGUGGAAUGGGUUUGCGGGCAGGGCUUUUAUUUUUUCUUUACUACGCGGAGGGAGAUGUUUAAAACUGCUCUUUAGGGAUGGGCGGGCACAUGGCAUUGUACAAAACACAAGCACUAAAACCACAGAGUCUAGAAAUACAUCCUGGGUCACUCAUGUGUUUUCAUUCCUGUCAAGCUGUUGUCAAUAUCUUUGCCGUUUCUGACAUUUGCAAGUGUGUUAUUUAACUGUCUGUCUGUGUGUGUGUGUGUGUGUGUGUUAAAUCCGGACUCCGGCCUCUGUAGUUCACCUACAGUAACUUUUGAAGUAUAUUUUGUUUCACACAGGGACGAACUCCUGUGUGAAUUUUUUAUUUUUGUGAAUUUGUUUACAGACUCCGGUUCUCUGUAGUUUCAGCUACAGUCAUUUUUGAAGUAUCUAAUGGUGCAUACACACAGUGUGCGACUACAGGUUGUAUAACACACCCCACUGUGUCUGCAGACUAGACAGAUCUGCACAGACUGGGAUAAAAAAAGAAAAGAAAAGAAAAGAAAAGUGCAUCCAUGUGUGGGGAAGCGGGACGAUCAGUGUCCGUGUGGACGUCGCUGCUAUGGGACAAACAGCCUGGUCGACUUUCUGACUUUUGAAAUGUCCACAUUAUAUAUUGUAUAUACUCUGCAUAAUGUAUGUAAUGUUGAAUUUUUGUCAGUCAUUAAAAACAGAAUAAUCAAAACUUCUCUCCUGCUUG
Seriola aureovittata is the source of this 4469-nucleotide messenger RNA. RefSeq names its product proline and serine-rich protein 2. The coding region runs from base 253 to 2151 and encodes 632 amino acids. The transcript has 4 exons. The record is from RefSeq and is a predicted model, not a curated record. NCBI's taxonomy places the organism in Eukaryota, Metazoa, Chordata, Actinopteri, Carangiformes, Carangidae.